Molecule: messenger RNA, 870 nt
Organism: Dermacentor andersoni
Lineage: Eukaryota; Metazoa; Arthropoda; Arachnida; Ixodida; Ixodidae
Source: RefSeq, a predicted model, not a curated record
AUGUCGGCGAAAGAGGCUACUCAUGAAGAGGCCACUCCCAAGACGGUGACCACUUCGCUCCUGGAAGGCUUCGCAAACGUGGACACGCGGGACUUAAUCCAGCAGAACGUCUACGUCAUCCUGGGACACGGGCGCUACCAGCGGAUCAUCCUGGUCAGCACCUUCGUCGCUGCCACUGUGGUGCUGCUGCAGUCGUUCGCCUAUUACCUCAUCGGCCGUCCCGUAGACCAUUGGUGCCAGCCGCCCGACGACCUGCGUCACCUCGUUGUCCAGGGCUGGAAGAACGUCGCAAUACCCGUGCUGGCCGACGGCAGCUUCAGCAAGUGCACCGUAUACGAGCCCCCUCUACCGGGAGAAGACCAGGACGAGCGUAGCGUAGUACCGUGCAAUCGGUGGGACUACGACACCGAGAAAGACGGCGAAAGCAUCGUCAGCAUGUGGAACUUGGUGUGCACUCGCGACUGGCUCUACUCCGUUUCGAAAUCCACGUUCGGACUGGCCCCCAUGCUAUUCGUUCCCAUCGCCGGAAUCGCAGCAGACCGCGUGGGUCGCAGACCAGUAUUGUCGACGUGCGCCAUCUCCACAUUGCUCGGCAGCCUGGUGGCCGCGGCGUCUCCCUCUGCGGGAAUAUUCAUCCUGUCGCGCCUUGUCACUGCUGCCAUGGCAAGCGCAACAAUGCUGAUGGCCUUGACUGUGCUCUACGAAGUGACCGGGAAUGAGCACCGGGCUACGUACUACAUAUUGACAGCCAGCGGCAUCGCCAUGCUUGUGACGUCUCCGCUGGUGCAGCUUCUUUCGACGCUGAAGCCAAGAUUGCCGCGUGGAGGCUACGGGCAGCUGAAUUCACCGUACUCCGAGCAGCCCGGAUGA